Pocillopora meandrina is the source of this 1652-nucleotide messenger RNA. The record is from the annotation of a GenBank genome assembly. Lineage: Eukaryota; Metazoa; Cnidaria; Anthozoa; Scleractinia; Pocilloporidae.
AGACAGCUGGAGAUACUAGACUUAUCCGGCAUCUCUUUGUCUUUUAUCCACUAGAUUUCCUUCUGUAUUGUUGUUUUUUCAACUUGGAGAACGAUUUGUAGGUUUUGCGUGCAGAUCCGCGCCACUCUAUGUAAUAUUGAGACACUGCAUACUACAUGCAGUUAAGCUUAUUUAGAAUAUUGUGCAAGAAAAGUGCUAUUUCAGGGCUGUUACAGCAUCACAGGCCAGCACAGACGAAGGAAAUAAUGGAAAUUACUGGAAAAAUAAUCUUUACGGGCGGCUCUGCGCCCGAUGUUCUUCCAACUCCUUCGUAUUUAACGGUGAAGUUUGAAGACGUGAGUUUGAUGGAUGCCCCCUCAGUCAAGAUCGGCGAAUCAGUUGUCGAUGUCACAAACAUAUACAAGAAAGGCGAACCACUGAUCUUCACCAUUAAGUGCCCCAAACCGUCUCCCACUCAACCAGAUUACAGUGUUUCUGCCGUUUUAAAUGUAGGCUGGAAACCAGACGGGAACUCGUGGAUAAGGAAAGGGGAUUAUUUAAAUGACACCAUGCACCAUAUACCUUUGGAAGUUGGAAAAGAUUCGUACAAGAUGGACAUCGAGGUGAUUAAGUACCGAUAAAAAUAGUGAGCUUGGUAAGUGAUUUUUAGCAUAUUCACCCCUGGUACAUAAUUGUAAUGUGAGAUAAAGAACAUAAAUAUUGAUUUGAUUUAAAACCAAAAUGAUUGCCUGUAUGUUCACUUUUGGAUACAACCCUGAAAGAGGAAUACGUUACAGCACGGUUCACGUUGUUUUAGUGUCACCAGGGAAGUAGGUAAGACUUCCCUGAAGAGGUUCUCACACGUCCAGUGUCUUAUCAGCAUUUUGGGCACACUGAUACCAUUACUAAACAACAUGACAAUCAUUUCCUCUUCACUGAGAGGGGGUUACUAGCAUCGCAGAACCCCCCUCUAACCAUGCCUCAAGCUAAAACUGUAUCAUUGCUGCAGUUUUUCACUCAAUUAAAUGCAAUAUAAACUAGACUCAGAGACACAUCGAAGGAUUGAGGAUAUUCUAAGGUCAUAUAACAACUUUGUAAAUCACAUAAUUUUUCAUUGUGCCAUUUACCCUCCCCCCUGAAAUUCUGUUUCAGAGAAUUUGGUCACAUUUUUUAAUUAACCCAUAGAUCCACAUCGUUGAGAUUUGGGAGUCUUAUAUGUGUCAGCUUGCAUGCUAUCCAAGCAGCAGGUGCCGUCUUGAACCAUUAUUGAUGGAUGAGACCCUGCAAAAAUUUGAUGGUCAAAUCCAUAUUUAUCAUGUUUGUGAAUACUUUCAUCUUUUUUUCUUUCAGCUUGUCCUGGUUGUAUUAUUGGACAGGCUUCAAAUUCACACUUUUACUCUGAAUUUUUUUGAUCUUAUUAAUUUAUUUUGGGUGUCUAUAUUUGUCCUUACGAAGUACAUGUGUGUGCAGAGGUGUGAAGGUUUGUCUUAGAAUUUGAAAGUCUAGUAUGAAUAAAAAAUUUACAUUAACAGAUGAAGAUUUUUGUCACAAAUCUGUUUAUUUUCAUUAAAUAUAUGUAGGAAUUUCAUUGAUAAAUUGAUGCCUUGUCUAAAGUUCAGUGGAGCUGUAGAUGAUUUUCAGGAUGUUUAAAAAAUAAAUGGUAUUUUAUGGAC